AAAAAAAGUAUUUUGGAAUCUAUAUUUACUACUACACCCAAUCAAAAUUCUAGGAAAAUGAAAACUGUACAAGUAAUAGCAGACAUGAGCAAUUUAGUAUGUUCUUCAGUUGGUGAAGAAAUGCAAAAGUCUGUUGAGAGUUCCACUGUUUUGGAACCUUCGGAUACCGCUUUUCCCCUUCCCCUUGAAGGUAAAAAGAAUUCAGUACAAAUUCUAGAAGAUGUGAAAAAAUCAGUAUGUCCUCCAAUUUGUGAUAAAAUCAUCAAGUCCUUAGAGUCUCAUAUCACCAAAGCUGUUUCAAAUUCCAUAGAUGCCUCCACACAUAGUCCAUGCCACAUUAAAAAGAAAUCAGUAGAAGUAGUAUUGGAUUUGAAAAAAUCAUUGUUUUCUCUUCCAAUUUCUGCAGAAACCAAAAAAACCCUUGAGUCUUACUUAAAAACUGGAGGUGUUACACAAACUAGAGGUCUACUUCAAAAGAGAGUAUCACAAUUAGCAUCGGACAUGAAAAAUUCAGCAUUUCCUCCUACAGUCUGUGGAGAAAUGCAAAGUUCCCUCCAGACUCACAUAAAAAUUCCUCUUGAGAGGAACUGGGAAAUUGGUAGAAAAACAGAGAAGCUCCCACAGAAGGAUACAUUUCUAGUGAAAGAGGAUCAAGAACAAAUUGGGGCAGAUGUAACAAAAGAUAGCCAGGUCUCCACACGCUGUGGUGGGAGAAAGAAAGCUUUUCUCAAGGCCAGAGGCACUGUAGUAUCUGGGUACUCCAAAUCACAAUUAUGCUCCAUCUCUGUUCUUGAUAGGCUCACUGGUAGUGAAAAAACAGAUCUUAUUUUUCAUUUCCAAAAGAAGGGGCUAGAAUUGAAACAGGGAAGGAUGCAUGCAAUAAUUAUGGAAUCUUACCGAAAAUCACCUUCUCUCAUCAAGCCAUCUAUUUCAAAAGAAGCUCACAGUGAUAGGCGAGUAUUUCCAAGAUGCAGAAAAUUAAACUUUAUGUCUCAGGAAGAGGUUGAUUCCCUAGAGAUGAGCUUAAAACACAAAUACCUGAUGUUUCUUUUUGGACUCCCUUUUAAUAGCCAGAGCUCAUUAAAAGAAAUCAUCCCAAAGGCUAUAACUGCAAUCCCUUCAAUGAUCUACCAGAGACAUAAAGCUAAAUAUAUUGAAAAAAAUGUGUUAGUAAUUAAAAGAGGAGUGAGGGAGAAAUUAGAAUUACACAUCCAUGAAAAACAGAAACUUGGUUUUUCAAAUUCAAUCAUGACUGUUCUUCCCCAAAGCUUCAUCCCUAGUCCUCCAGAAAACAUUUAUCAUCCAGAAGAAAGAAACACUGUGAAAAGAGUCAUCUGUUCCCUUUUCAUUGAGGGUGAAACGAGGAAGAGUUUGCCAUGCCAUCUGAGAAAAAUGGCAGCUGAGAAGAAGGGUGGAAUUCCCUCCAAAUUAAUGAAAUAUGAGAACACAACAAAAGAAUUAUGCCCUAUCAGCAGUAUAAAAGCAGUGAUUGUGAACAAAUUAAAUGUCACAAAUUAUGUCAAUGAAAACAUUAAACAAGCUGUGGAGGUCAACAUGCAGUUAAGGCUAAGUCAAAAGGCUUCAUGUACGGCUACUGAAAAUAAGGGAGGAUCACCUCCUCUAGUUUUCCAGAGAUUCACAGCCAAUGAUUUAAGAAAGCUCAUUACAUAUUUUUUAGUGAAAUCAUUGGAAGUCAAAAUGAACAUGAUUCCUAAAGCGGUGGAAGAAUCCAUUAAAAUGGGAGAAAAUCAGGUUCAAAGAAAACCUCGAUUAGAAUCAGUUUAUCCUACUAACAAAGUCACAAAGCCAAGAAGCACAAAAUUGCCAUUCAUGGAGUCCAAGUCUCUUCAUCAAAUAAUUCUUAAUUUACAACACAAACGUCUUAUGUUUCUCUUGGGGCUUCCUGUUCAGACACUGCCCCCCAAGCUGACUAUGCCUCCCAAGUAUCUGCCUAGACCUAAGCUUAACAAAAAAUAUAAGACUGUAAAUGAGGUUGGAAACCAAGUUUCCUUUUCCAUUGAUAUGGAGAAAUUAGAACGACACAUCUCUUUGAAAAAGCAGGAAUCAUAUAAAGUCCUUCCAUCAGUUAUAAUAUUACCUAAGUUAUUUAUACCACCUGUUUCUUCUUCUGAAAGCAUUCCUAUGGCAAUGGAUGAGAGGACAAUUUUGGAAAAAACUCUUUCUCCAAAUUGCUCCAGCACUGUCCUUGAUUCUCAAUGUUUAACACAGAAGGAUAGUGGUGAACCUUCCUUGAGAAAACCUCAUUGGUCUCUAGGAGAAGAGAAAUUCAAUGUCCCUUUCAAAAUAUCUCCAAAGUUAACUAAAACUGUGCCUGAUUCUCCAAAAGAUGCACGAGCAGAUACUGAUAGCUCUGAGGACUCAAAAAUGUCUUGCCUUCCGAAAGGGGAAAUUUGUCUUGAGCCUCAGAAAAGCAAACGUAAAUCACCUACUUCACCUAAGAAGACAAACACUGACGUAGUGUUAGACUUAGAUGAAACAUCACCUGAGAAGACUGAACGUGUUCUUGAUUUCUUUGAAAUCCUCGAUGAACAUUCAACAUCUUCACCUGAGAUUUAUGACAUCUUUGAAGCUAAGGAGGUAGUUAAUGCAAGCACUGAUGUGAAGCCUGAAGUUAUGUUUCAAAGUCAGGAAAAUGUCCUGAGAUCUGUCGAAUUAAACAACUCUCCAUCUCCCCCUAAUGAAAGAGUAGAAAUGGAAAUGUCUUCUCAGAGAUCUGUAAAAUUAAACAAAUCUCCACCUCCCCCUAACAAAAGAGUGGAAAGGGAAAUGUCUUCCCAGAGAUCUGUGGAAUUAAAGAACUCUCCACCUCCCCUGAACAAAAGAGUGGAAAAGGAAGUGCCUUCCCAGAGAUCUGUGGAAUUAAAGAACUCUUCACCUCCCCUCAAGAAAAGAGUGGAAAUGGAAAUGGAAAUGCCUUUCCAGAUACCAAAUGUGAUCUUCAGGACCUUUAAAAAAUCCUGGGAAAAUGCGCCUUUAUCAGAUGGUGGGCCUUUAAGGCAGGAUCAGAAGGAAAUGUAUUUUGACAUUCCAUGUAAGUUAGAGAACUUCAGUCCUUUGGAAAAACUCAGCGAGACAAACCAAGUCAGGACCAAAACAAAACCAGUUUACCUGAAGGGAGAUUUAAUUCCCCAAAGUAUUCAAGCUUCUGGAAACCAGAACUCCCUUAUAACACCACCUUACUAUAGAGCUCAUCAACAUAGAGAAAAGAAAUUGCACCCUAAAAUUCAUUCUCCUCACUGGAUGUCUGACAGUUCAUUAGAAACUCAAUCCAUGCCAUAUUCAUUACCCAGAGAAGAAGAGCUUUCAAGGAAGACAUGCAGUCAAGUAGGCUAUCCUUUGGCUUCUGCAACUGACUCAAGACUCAAACUAAGACUGGAAACAAGUGAUGGGAAAAUUAUUCUGAGUCUGGAAAAUAAAGCUGGAGAGAAGCUCAAUGGUGAUCUGCCCAAAGAGAACACUAUGAAACUUGACCAUUCUUGCAAUUUUACAGAGAAUAAAGAGAAACAGAAAAUGCAAGAGGAAGAAUAUGACUCUGGUUUAAAUACACCUCAAUCAGUUUUAAACCAUCAGCAGGAAAAUGACUAUUUUAAUUUUAAGACAAAAAACACCCAACAUUUUUUUUAUGCCUGCACACCAGCAGAUACUCCAGGGAACAAAUCCAAGACCAUUCGCUGGAAUAUCCCCAAAAAUAUCUCUGGACAGAGUAAGUUUAGAAUUCCCUCGGUAGCAAAGUUUUCAAAUCCAGAGAAAAUAUGGAGUUCAUCAAAGAAGUUUUUGGAGUCAGUCUCUGCAUCCUUUAACUUAUGCCCAGUCCAUCAAAAAUGAUGUGAACCAGAUCUAGACCUCUCAUUGAUGAGAAGUAAAUGCUGUCAAAUUGUGAAGUAAUAAAACCAAGUAAAAUCCA
Messenger RNA from Vombatus ursinus (common wombat), 3925 nucleotides. It is a transcript of the gene LRTM3, whose product is annotated as coiled-coil domain containing 168. Lineage: Eukaryota; Metazoa; Chordata; Mammalia; Diprotodontia; Vombatidae. Bases 58 to 3846 code for a protein of 1262 amino acids. The record is from RefSeq and is a predicted model, not a curated record. The transcript has 2 exons.